Molecule: messenger RNA, 1590 nt
Organism: Caenorhabditis briggsae
Lineage: Eukaryota; Metazoa; Nematoda; Chromadorea; Rhabditida; Rhabditidae
Exons: 4
Coding region: 1-1590 (529 amino acids)
Biological process (GO): protein phosphorylation
Molecular function (GO): ATP binding; protein tyrosine kinase activity
Source: RefSeq, a predicted model, not a curated record
AUGAGUCAGCCACGUACCCAUGAACAAACGCUUGCCAAUGAACCAUGGUACCAUGGAUUGUUGCCCAGAGAGGAUAUGAAAGUGUUGUUGACCCAGCGGGGUGAUUUUUUGGUGAGAUUCACGGAUCCGAAAGUUGGAGAACCGAGGAAGUUUGUGCUUUCCGUUUAUGUUGGAGUCGCUGAUGAUAUCCGUCACUACGUGAUUCGAGAGUACGAGAACAAGUUUGCUGUGGAUGCAAAGUGGUUUGCGACGAUUCCUGAUCUUCUGAACUACCACCAUCGAACGAAGGAACCAGUGGCCAUCGGGUGCCAAGAAUCAGUCCUAAUCCGUCCGAUCGGCCGAGAGCCAUGGGAAAAGCAACAUUCCGAUGUUACCCUACUCAAGAAGCUAGGAGAAGGAGCAUUCGGAGAGGUACAAUUGGGCGAGAUCCGUAUUGGGAAUACGGUCAAAAAGGCUGCUAUAAAAUUGGCAAAGCUGGAGGCGUUGACGAAGGAGCAAAUCAAGGAAAUCAUGCAUGAAGCUAGGCUGAUGAGAAAAUUCAAACAUCCCAAUGUUGUUACUUUUUAUGGAGUGGCUGCUGGUCAAGAACCAUUGAUGGUUAUUAUGGAAUUGGCUGAAAACGGGGCCCUUGAUUCUUACCUGAAAAAGAACAUUGGCAAUUUGCCUAUUUCAAAGAAGAACGAUAUGAUUCUUCAAGCUGCUCUGGGACUAGAAUACCUUCAUUAUCUCAAUAUCAUCCAUAGAGAUAUUGCGUCUAGAAAUUGUCUUUAUGGCGGUGGACAGGUCAAAAUAUCCGACUUUGGAUUGUCUCGAGAAGGAUCCAGUUAUCGAUUGAAUCCCCAUAAAAAAGUUCCAAUCAGAUGGCUGGCUCCAGAAGUGCCACGUACUGGAUUUUAUACUCCUAAAACCGACGUCUUCGCGUAUGGAAUCAUGUGCUGGGAGGUGUAUCAUGAUGGGACAGAACCGUAUCCAGGGAUGAAAGUGGCUGAGGUGUUGCCGAAGGUUCAGGAGGGAUAUCGGAUGCCAUUUGAGGCUAAAGGAGUAGCAGCGGCGGUGGUGAAGUAUGUCACAGACCGUAUCUGUGCAGGCACCGAACAAGAACGUGUCACGAUGUUGGAAGUGGUUCGUGAGCUUCCCAAUCUUGAUGGUUUUGAGCAAGCACCCAUGUCCAAUAGCUACUUUGAACUUCCUGGUGGCGGGAAAGUGACAAAAGUGGAGCUAGAAGGAUCCAAGAAUCAGAAUCAGGUCAUCAAUAUUCUCCCUCACAUGUCCCACCCCGUUGUCACACCCAAUUUCGGGGAAGUUCCAUUGCAGCAGAAAAAGUCACUCUUGAAUACCGAUGAAGAGGGAAUACGCAAAACUAAGAAGCCAGUUCGUGCCCGAAUGACAAGCUUCAAUCGUGUGCAGAAUGCAUCCAAAAGUCAAUCCAAUUCCACGUGCUCGAAUAUUUCCACUGGUGGCAAGAAGAAAAAGAAGCAUCAGCAGACGACGUCGUCGUCUUCUGUGGACGCUCCAACUGGUUUCUCGAUGUUGAGCAUCUUUCAGAGAAAGAAGACGGCGACGCCGACGGAGAAGAGCGAGGGAGUGUGA